ACGCUUUCCGCUUUCUCAGAUUUUCUUUGCUCCUUCAACCGAACUUCACGAUACUUUCCUUCUGAUCACGGCCACUUCGUCUCCUCUCUCUCUUCCCCACCGCUCUUCGCCCGUCCUUCCUUCCCUUCUCCACGGCCAGUUCAGUUCUCGGUUGCUUUCUUCCAUGGAGGCUCUGACGUUCGCUCUCGCGCUUCCAUGUGAACCAUCAUCCAUUUGCUCUGAGAAAGCCGGACUCUCCAGUCCGGGAGCUGGUCGACGGCUGUGUCUUGUUUCUAUGCGCCGAUGGAUGACUAAAGGAGCCAGCUCGCUGGCGCUCAGAAGAUCGGUGACAGCCAAUGGUGGAACGGAUCAUGAGUAUGACGUGAUCGGUGACCCGCAGUCGCAGGGAAGUUUCUCUGCGGUUGAAGACGAGAAGAAGAAGAAGAAGAUGAGCGGCGGGGAGAAUGGUUUGGUGAUGGACGCUGAGAGGGACAGCUCCGGCUCUAUAGUCGGCUAUCAGCUGGUUUCACCUCCUCAAACUGGUGUAGAUGGCAAUGGAGUUGUUAGCCCUCCAGAAGAUCUGCAUACUGUUGAGGCAGAGGAGGCUGAGGAGGUUGGUCCCAAAGAAAUGGAAACCAGAGUAACUUAUAAUGUCGUGUUUGUCACAUCUGAAGCAGCUCCUUAUUCCAAGACAGGGGGCUUAGGGGAUGUUUGUGGAUCAUUGCCCAUUGCACUAGCUGCUCGAGGGCAUCGGGUUAUGGUUGUCUCCCCGAGAUAUCUUAAUGGGACCUCCACAGAUGAAAAUUGUGCUGGAGCUGUUGAUUUGAAGUGUCCCACAAAGGUUUAUUGCUUUGGAGGUAUUCAAGAAGUUGGCUUCUUCCAUGAAUACCGGAAAGGUGUCGAUUGGGUAUUUGUCAAUCACCCCUCCUAUCACCGUCCUGGAAAUCCAUAUGGAGAUGUCCAUGGUGCUUUUGGUGAUAAUCAGUUUCGGUUCACUUUACUUUGCCAUGCAGCGUGUGAAGCCCCUUUGGUACUCCCACUGGGAGGGUUCACAUAUGGAGAAAAUUGCCUCUUUCUAGUCAAUGACUGGCAUGCAAGUCUUGUGCCAAUAAUCUUGGCAGCCAAGUAUCGACCAUAUGGAGUCUACAAGGAUUCCCGGUGCAUUCUGGUGAUACAUAACCUAGCACAUCAGGGAGUUGAAGCUGCGGCAACAUAUAAGAAUUUGGGACUGCCCUCAGAAUGGUAUGGUGCAGUUGGAUGGAUUUUCCCAACAUGGGCAAGAACACAUGCUCUUGAUACCGGUGAAGCAGUCAAUCUUUUAAAGGGGGCAAUUGUGACAGCUGAUCGAAUACUUACAGUGAGCCAGGGUUAUUCAUGGGAAAUAACUACCAGUGAAGGGGGUUAUGGUCUGCAUGAACUAUUGAGCAGUCGGAAGUUUGUUCUCAACGGAAUCACCAAUGGCAUUGAUGUGAAAGAAUGGAACCCUUCUACAGAUGAGCAUAUUUGUUCCCAUUACUCGUCCACUGACCUUUCUGGAAAGGUGCUAUGCAAGACUGCUCUACAGAAGGAACUCGGUCUUCCAAUCAAACCAGAUUGUCCAUUGAUUGGGUUUAUCGGGAGAUUGGACUAUCAGAAAGGGAUUGACAUAAUCCGCUCAGCAACUCCAGAGCUCAUGGAAGACGAUAUUCAAUUCGUUAUGCUUGGGUCCGGGGAUCACCAAUAUGAGAAUUGGAUGAGAUUAGCAGAGUCAACUUAUAGAGAGAAAUUUCGUGGCUGGGUUGGAUUUAAUGUUCCAAUUUCUCAUAGAAUAACUGCAGGCUGCGACAUCUUGUUGAUGCCAUCACGGUUUGAACCCUGUGGGCUGAACCAGUUGUAUGCGAUGAGAUAUGGAACCAUUCCUGUAGUUCAUGCGACGGGAGGACUCAGAGACACUGUACAGAACUUUAAGCCGUAUGCUCAAGAAGGAAAAAGCGAGGGUACCGGGUGGACAUUUUCUCCACUUACGAAGGAGAGUAUGCUAUCGGCACUACGGACUGCUAUUAGGACGUACAGGGGGCACAAGGCUUCAUGGGAGGGACUCAUGAAGAGAGGCAUGGAGAAGGACUUCACGUGGGAGAACGCCGCAAUUCAGUACGAGCAAGUCUUCCACUGGGCUUUCCUCGAUCCGCCUUAUGUUAAAUGAGGCAAUAAUGAGACGAUAGUUAGAACAAGAAAGCAAACAAAGAAACGAAAUCAAAAAGUACUGCGUUCCCGGUAGAUUUCGGAGAUAAAUUAUGCGGGAGACGGCCUUUCACCUAUCCAAUUGCUUGGCAGUUCUUGUGCCAUAGUGUUUUGUUUCUUUUGAAUUUCUUGCAUUUACGCCCAUUCCGGGCUUGCUUAUUUAUGAUAUAUGAUAUGAUUGACCUUCUCAGCCGUGAGUUUUCUUUCCUUCGUGAUAUAUGUAAUGUAAUUCACAACGAUUUUGUUCUUGGAGCAGAAGUUUCUGUGUUACACUCGUCUAAAGAAUCGAAUUUCUUUCCUAAUCAAAUGACGGUCACUUUGGUUUCA
Punica granatum (pomegranate) is the source of this 2526-nucleotide messenger RNA. Lineage: Eukaryota; Viridiplantae; Streptophyta; Magnoliopsida; Myrtales; Lythraceae. The record is from RefSeq and is a predicted model, not a curated record.